AUGUCUUCCUCCUCAGGAGUUAACGUGCUGAGAUACACGGCCCUUGGCCUGGGUGUGUUCUACGGCUUCACACAUCAGCGAACGAUCACAGCAAGCCAGAAGGCUGCCGCUGCCACGAAGGAGUACGAGCGCAAGCAGAAGUUGAUCGAUCAAGCAAAGGCCGAGUUCGCGAAGAAGAGCCAGCCCGUCACGGCGGCGGCUGCUGAUGCCGGUGGUGCGUUCUCCCUCGAUAAGACGUGGCCGGCUUUUGGACCCAACGUCGACCCGAUGGACCCCAAGUUCGACCUGGAGGCCUACUUCAACAACCUGGUGAAGCAGAACCCGUAG
Colletotrichum lupini is the source of this 327-nucleotide messenger RNA. RefSeq names its product ATP synthase subunit E. Gene Ontology annotation, molecular function: proton transmembrane transporter activity. The transcript has 3 exons. The record is from RefSeq and is a predicted model, not a curated record. NCBI's taxonomy places the organism in Eukaryota, Fungi, Ascomycota, Sordariomycetes, Glomerellales, Glomerellaceae. The coding region runs from base 1 to 327 and encodes 108 amino acids. Gene Ontology annotation, biological process: proton motive force-driven ATP synthesis.